GAAAACAACUAUUCUCUGUCUAUUAUAGUAGUUAAUUUUAUUAUAUUAAAAUAAAUAAAAAUAUUAUYUGUGUGCAAUCGUUAUCAAAAUAAAUGUUUCUGCCAUAAAUCGUUGUAAUGGAUACGAAGGUAAGCGCCACAACAGCCGAAGUGACACAUUUUGGCGCUACAACGAAAACUAAUAUACAGGAUGCGGAAGCGCAAAAUCUACCAACGGAACAUAUAGUUGAUAUUAAUGACAAAAGUGGUAAUAAUGGCAAUAAUAGCAACAAUAGCAACAAUGGCUACGAUAUUGUCGCAACGGAUAAUGAACCCGAAACAUACCCGAUUGUGAAGCGUCCCACUAAAUCUGAGCUGGGACGUAUGAACAGCUUGGAUUAUGCAGGAAAUAAAAAUGUAGUGGAAGGUUUGAUGGACAUUGCCCUACUGUCAGCGAACGCUAAUCAGUUGCGGUUUUUACUUACAUACAAUAACAAAGCGCCUACCUUUUAUAUCAGUCUGGGGCUAGUGAGUGUCUCUUUAGUGCUGCAGGUUGUCGUAGGUCUAGCGCUAAUCUUUAAGCGUCACAUGAAGAAGAACGAUCGACGUUAUAUCUACAUUAAGGCGCUACUGAUUUUUGGCAUAUUUAUUAUAACUGUAGUGAAUGUACUGAUUGCGGCAUUUACCACAACCGAAAGCGAUGACAAACCAUAGGCGGCCCAACCUUGACGAAACUAUUCACCAAAUAACACCAAAUAAAAAUGUAAAACAAAAUUUUUUUUUAAACUAAAAAGACUAAU
Molecule: messenger RNA, 778 nt
Organism: Bactrocera latifrons
Lineage: Eukaryota; Metazoa; Arthropoda; Insecta; Diptera; Tephritidae
Product: ninjurin-1
Exons: 3
Coding region: 117-692 (191 amino acids)
Biological process (GO): cell adhesion; tissue regeneration
Cellular component (GO): membrane
Source: RefSeq, a predicted model, not a curated record